Pseudogymnoascus destructans is the source of this 318-nucleotide messenger RNA. RefSeq lists its product as uncharacterized. The record is from RefSeq and is a predicted model, not a curated record. The coding region runs from base 1 to 318 and encodes 105 amino acids. Lineage: Eukaryota; Fungi; Ascomycota; Leotiomycetes; Thelebolales; Thelebolaceae. The transcript has 2 exons.
AUGUUGAUGCCCUUGACUCUUUCCGUGGCGCUGGCUGCGCUCAUGCUCGCUGCCACCGCACACGGCGAUAACUUUACAAUUAUCAAUGGCCAAAUCUUUACACCAGGACUGGCGAACGCGCCCCAGCCCAACACGCCGCUCGGUGGUGAAAUCCUCCAAGUCGCCAUCGACGUCUCUGGCAACGGCAAGCUCGGCCUCCCCCCAUAUAAAGACUCCGCCCCCAGCCAACUCCACGCCAUAACCAUCUUCCUCUCCUCCUACACCACCGGUCUAAACUCACCAUCGCCUCCUCCAACAGCGAAGAUGGCGUCGUCAUGA